AUGAGAAGGUUUAGUACCACGGCAAACGAAUCACACCACUCUGAUAGGCAGUUCCAGCAAUCAGACGAAACACAACUGAAUAACCCAAUAUUUAUCGGGGACAAUGGAAUAGCUUUGGAAACCAUUAGUUCUAACACAUCUGAUGACUCCUCUAGGUCUGGUUACUCAACCCAGGAACUGUCCCACCUUAUGACUUCAACCAACCCCCCCAAAAAUAGAUGGCGGAUUGCCUCAACUAUAUUAUUCAAUUUUACAAGUGGGUUUAGUGAUGCUGCUCCCGGUGCAUUGUUGCCACACAUUGAAAGCUACUAUAACAUUAACUAUGCCAUUACAUCGUGUAUCUGGGUUAGUAACGCAGUGGGGUUUAUUUUAAUUGCUGCAUUUUCUCACAAGAUCCAGCCAUGGUUUGGGAAACGCAAUAGUUUACCCAUAGGCAAUGCUUUAAGUUGUGUGAUGUAUGCUAUUGUUGCCAGCGGAACCAAGUUUCCUGUUGUCGUGCUUGGGUUCUUCUUUGGUGGUUGUGGGUUGGCUAUGGUUGCUGCUCAAUGCAACAUCUUUUUGAGUCGGCUAGACAAACAAAGCAAAUACUUGGCUUAUUACCAUGGUAGCUACGGAAUUGGUGCCACUAUUAGUCCGUUGAUAGCAACCAGUAUUGUCAACAGCGGGGUCAGCUGGAAUCUUUUUUAUUUGAUCUUAUUGGGUUUAAUGGUAAUCACAGCAAUCAAUUUAUAUUUCUCCUUCCAAAAUGCCGAUGAAGAUUUGAAACCUUGGGAUCACGAUGAGGCAGUUCACAGCUCAUCAACUUCGGUUGAGUUGGAAAAUUUGGACUCUAGAAUUACAAACACAACUAAUAACGCAAACACUACUACUCAAACGUCAGAAAUGGUGUUGGCCUUGCAAAGCCACGUUACUUGGUUGAUAGCCUUCUUCUGUUUGUGCUAUCAAGGAGCAGAAGUUUCUUUGGCUGGGUGGAUAGUUACAUUUUUGUUAGACUACCGUCAUUCUGAUGCAAAUAGUACUGGGUACAUUGCUUCUGGUUUGUGGGGUGGCCUCACCUUAGGAAGAUUGUUGUUAACGAGACCAAUUCACAAAUACAUUGGCUUGAGAAGGGGCGUUUUUAUUGUUUCAUUAGUCUCGAUUAUUUUGGUAUUAUUAACGUGGGUGGUGCCUGUCAUUGUUGUUGAAGCUGUUUUGGUAUCGCUUGCAGGAAUCUUUAUCGGACCAAAUUAUCCAUUGUUGAUUACUUACGCAGCUUUACCUGGAUUGAUUCCUAGAAAGAUUCAAGUUGUUUCGAUUACCAUUAUGACUGCCUUUGGGUCAACUGGGGGUGCAUUAUUUCCAUUUAUAGUUGGUGUUUUGCUGCAAAAAGUUGGCACAUUUGUUGUGUUACCGGUUUUCAUUGUGCUUUACGCAUUUAUGGUCUUCCUCUGGAUGCUCUUACCUAAUACAGAAAGACAAAAUAAACAAAACCAAACCCAAUUGAAUUUUUGGGAAAGGAUUUGGUGA
Messenger RNA from Candida albicans SC5314, 1506 nucleotides. RefSeq lists its product as uncharacterized. Bases 1 to 1506 code for a protein of 501 amino acids. The record is from RefSeq and is a predicted model, not a curated record. Gene Ontology annotation, cellular component: membrane. The transcript has a single exon. Gene Ontology annotation, biological process: transmembrane transport. Gene Ontology annotation, molecular function: transmembrane transporter activity. NCBI's taxonomy places the organism in Eukaryota, Fungi, Ascomycota, Pichiomycetes, Serinales, Debaryomycetaceae.